AUGAUAUCCAUCGAAAAUAUAAAAAAAUGUAGUCAGAUCCUCUUUACUGUUGUCCUAUUACUUACUAUAGCAUUUAUAUCAUUUCUGGUAUAUCGGGGAAUCAAGAGUAAUGACUUAGAAUAUACUCAAACACAUGAAUUAAUUAAUGUAACAAAGAGGCCUAAAAUUGUUCUACUUCUGUGGACAUGGCCGCUCAGAUAUAGUUUCCCCCUAAACAGGUGUCCACCAGAAUUUGAUGCUUCUGAUUGCCUAUACACAAUCGACCGGGACAUGUAUUCAUCUGCUCAUGCUGUUAUCAUUCAUCACAGGAAUAUAAGUACAUCUAAAACCCUAUUACCACAAAUUCCAAGACCACCAAAUCAGUUCUGGAUUUGGUCCAACAUGGAGUCACCAUCUAACAGUCUAAACCUUGUCUUUCUAGACAACCUUAUUAAUCUUACUAUGUCUUACAGGGUUGAUUCUGAUAUUCCUACGCCAUAUGGCUGGUUGGUCUCAAAAAACCAAGACAGUAAAAAGUACAUAAUUCCUAAAAAGAGCAAGUUGGUGGCUUGGAUGGUUAGUAACUGGAAAAAAAAUUCUAGGAGAGUAAAAUAUUAUGAAGAUCUUAAAAAUUAUUUAAAUAUUGAUGUUUUUGGAAAAUACCACAAACCACUAUCAAGAACUGACUAUAUGAAAAACAUAUCCACUUACAAAUUCUACCUGUCAUUCGAAAAUUCAAUACAUGAAGAUUACAUCACAGAGAAGUUUUGGAAUAAUGCAUUUGUUUCGGGUGCUGUGCCAAUAGUCCUGGGUCCUCCCAGGAAAAAUUAUGAACGAUUUGCCCCCCCAGAAUCCUUUAUUCAUGUUGAUGACUUCAACACUACAAAAGAACUGGCUUCAUAUAUCCUUGACUUGGACAAAAAUUAUCAGAAAUAUCAACAGUAUUUUGUAUGGAAGUCUAAAUAUGAGGUAUCUCACAGAGGAUCUUUUAUGCUACAGUACUGUAAGGUGUGUCGGGCACUGAAAGAAGCCCCUGGUUAUAGAACGAUUCCAAGUAUUGCAGAAUGGUUUAAAUAG
This is a messenger RNA of Pelobates cultripes (western spadefoot toad), 1056 nucleotides long. Lineage: Eukaryota; Metazoa; Chordata; Amphibia; Anura; Pelobatidae. The record is from the annotation of a GenBank genome assembly.